Messenger RNA from Phasianus colchicus (ring-necked pheasant), 2961 nucleotides. RefSeq names its product eukaryotic elongation factor, selenocysteine-tRNA specific (gene EEFSEC). NCBI's taxonomy places the organism in Eukaryota, Metazoa, Chordata, Aves, Galliformes, Phasianidae. Gene Ontology annotation, molecular function: GTP binding; translation elongation factor activity; GTPase activity. The record is from RefSeq and is a predicted model, not a curated record. Gene Ontology annotation, biological process: selenocysteine incorporation.
GAAUGCUUUAUGGAAAUUCAUGCAGUGGUUGAACGCUGUUGCUUUUUAUGUUCUUUUUCCUUUGAUUUUCAUGAUUUUUAGUUUUGUCCUGUUAAGAAAACUGUAGGCCUUAGCUGGGAAAACUGUAGACCACAUGUAAAGUGAUGUCAGGUGUAUGGAAUCUUUUUCCUGUUUUCUUGCAUAUAAUUGAGUCAACCCGGGGUAAAUACGGAAUUGGUUAAUGUGACAUUUUAAAUUAGUUGAUCAUAUCCCUUCCAAAGCUUUCACAUACUGUUUUAAGCACUUUUGCAAUCUCUUAUUAAGCAUUAAGGUGGUACUGUGUAGAAACAGUAAAAGUAGCUCGGAUCAGUUUGGUUGAAAUACUGCACUGAGUACAGCUUGUCAUAAGAAGCAGAGCAUUGCAUAGCAUCAGUCCUUGCUGAAAUGAGGGAUGAUUGGGCAGUAGCAAGGUGGCAGACAGCUUUGUACUCAGCCAGCAAAACAGCACAUCAGGAGAGUUUUCCAAAAUUAUGUGUUCUGGAGAAGAUAGUUUGCUGCUAAGUAGUAAUAGCAAUCGCUACAAAAUAUUCCAGGUGCCUGAGUUGUGCUAUCUCUACCUCUGUUCCCAAAACAUUGAGCUUUAGUCAUCAAGGCUGUAUUCUUUCUCAGUGCUUUCAGCAUUGAAUUAAGCAGUGAUUAGUACUCUUUCAUUAUGCAUUAGUUUAUCUUAGUGAUGCAUUGUUGGCUUAUUGAAUUCAGCUGAUGCCUGGCUAUUGCAGCAUGUUUUAUUUUCUUGCUGUGCCAGAACACUGAAGCUGGCAAUAGAGAGACAUUCAUAGCCUUGGCUUUGUUUUUAGUGUUGGUCUUACCUGUUUUUUGGAGGAAAGUGGAAGAUGUGAGACCUUCCCCCUGUGCACCUCUUGGAUGUUUGGGAAUGAAUCAUGCAGCAGGUGCCCAGAUUAUCGAUCUGAUGAUGCUUGUCAUCGACGUGACAAAGGGGAUGCAGACGCAGUCAGCGGAGUGCUUGGUGAUUGGGCAGAUUGCCUGCCAGAAGAUGGUGGUAGUUCUGAACAAAAUAGAUCUCCUUCCAGAGGCCAAGAGGCAAAGUGCCAUUGAGAAGAUGACUAAGAAAAUGCAGAAGACCUUGGAAAAUACAAAGUUCUCUGGGUGUCCUAUUGUUGCUGUUGCAGCAAAGCCUGGUGGACCGGAAGCUCCAGAGUCUGAGAAUCCACUUGGUGUUUCUGAAUUAAUUGAGGUCCUGAAGUCUCAGGCUUACCUGCCAUCGAGAGACCCCUCGGGACACUUCCUUAUGGCAGUCGACCACUGCUUCUCUAUCAAGGGUCAAGGCACAGUGAUGACAGGGACUAUUCUUUCUGGCUCUGUUAGCCUUGGUGACAAUGUGGAGAUUCCUGCCCUGAAGGUGACAAAGAAAGUCAAGUCUAUGCAGAUGUUCCAUACUCCUGUGACAUACGCCAUGCAGGGUGACAGAGUAGGUAUCUGUGUGACCCAGUUUGAUCCCAAACUACUGGAACGAGGCCUGAUCUGUACCCCAGAAUCACUGCACACCAUCCAUGCUGCAGUAAUUUCCCUGAAGAAAAUCCAGUAUUUUCGAGGAGCGCUUCAGACAAAAGCUAAGUUUCAUAUCACAGUCGGUCAUGAAACAGUCAUGGGAAGAGUGAUGUUUUUCAGUCCGGCUCCUGCUGACUUCGAUGAAGAAAUUCAAGAAAAUGCUUUUGAUUUUGAUAGAGACUAUCUUUAUCAAGAGGAGUAUUUGUCCAAGGACUCAAAGCCUUCAGAGGAGAAUAAAGAAAAUGGCCAAUCAGAAGUCCAGCUGCCAAAACAACAGUGGGCUUUGCUAGAGUUUGAAAAACCUGUCACUUGCCCUAAGCUGUGCCUUGUGAUCGGCUCCAAGCUGGAUACGGAUAUUCAUGCCAAUACCUGCAGGCUGGCAUUCCAUGGGGUGCUGCUCCAAGGCACAGAAGACAAGAACUACGCAGAGACUUUCCUUCCAAAGCUGAAAGUGUACAAACAAAAGCACAAGGAAGGACAAGUGGAGAGGGUGAUUGAUGAUUACAGCGUGAUUGGCCGUUCGUUGUUUAAAAAGGAAACAAACAUCCAGAUUUUUGUGGGUUUAAAAGUCAAAUUAUCUACAGGAGAAGAAGGAAUAAUAGAUGGAGGUUUUGGACAGAGUGGUAAAUUUAAAAUCCGAAUUCCAGGUGGACUGAAGCCAGAAACCAAGAUGCUUCUCAGUGCUGCCUCCAAGAAAAAAUCUAAGGCAGGGAAGGGGGAUGCAAACAAAGAGGAUGAAAGCAGCAAGAAUGAUUCGGCCCAACCUGUUACCAUCACUCUUCUUUUUAAAAGAUAUGUCUUUGACACACAGAAGAAAAUGAUUCAAUCCUGAGAAAGCAAAGAGGCUUCUGAGCCCACCAGAAAGACCAGACUCUGGAAUGAAUUCAGAUGGAAUGUGUUGCUUGCCUGAGUGCAUUAGAUCUGUUCCUUCUUUGCAGAGCUUGGAAGCUCCUCCUGACUCUGUGUCCACUUCUGAAAUCCCUGUGAUCUGGUUUUAUUCUGUUAAGAUCUACUUAUCUUAUCAUCUUAGUGAUGGGAAUUUUUAUGGCCUCUUGAAGGAUGCCACCUGUCAAAUGGCAGCACUGGGGCAUGCAUUCUAAUAGCAGUGUUUUUCUGCUGAAUUGUUUCAAGGUUUCACAUAAUCUGAAAGUUUGCCACCAAUAUUGAUCUAAAUGCAGUCAAGAUGUAAAUUUCAUGCGACUUACAAAGUGAAGCUGAUUUGCCUAGGUUUUAUUCCCCAAGUGAAGUGAGGGACAAAAAGAGCGUGAUAUAAUAGGUGGAACCUAGAAUGGAUAUUUCAGAUGCCUUCAGCUGCAACUAUGUAAGAUGUUAUCUGAGAGUUGGUAUGGAUCUUUGUUAUAGAUGAUUUCUAUCUAGAAAUGUUUUUCAUAUUAAACAUAAUGAUGCGUAUAA